This is a messenger RNA of Calidris pugnax (ruff), 4257 nucleotides long. RefSeq names its product leucine rich repeat containing 40 (gene LRRC40). The record is from RefSeq and is a predicted model, not a curated record. Lineage: Eukaryota; Metazoa; Chordata; Aves; Charadriiformes; Scolopacidae. The coding region runs from base 2043 to 3737 and encodes 564 amino acids. Gene Ontology annotation, molecular function: protein binding. The transcript has 15 exons.
UUGGAGCAACCUGGUGUGGUGGGAGGUGUCCCUGCCCAGGGCAGGGGGUGGAAUGAGACGAUCUUUAGGGUUCCUUCCCACUCAAACCAUUCUGUGGUUCUGUGGCCAGUCUUCAGAGGGGUGGAUGGUCUCCGAGGCCUCGGCUGGCCCGCUGGUGUGCUGCUGAGAGUGCCCUGCUCAGGGUGUUUGGGAUGGACUGGGCUCCUCCAGAGCCGCAAGCUUAAAAUUGCCACAUUUUAAGCAGGCAAGGCCGACUGGUACAUGGAUUAAUUGUAUUUAUGUAGAGGUGAGUGCUCUACAUUUUCUGCUCUAUCACUCCUGGCAUCGGAUUGUGAAUAAAGCAAUCGGUUAUUUCCCAAUGCCAUAGAAGCAAUUUUAAAGUAAUGAAUAUUAACCAUUCCCGGAAGUUCAGCCCUUCCCAUCCCUUGUCGUUGUUUCUGCCUGUUGGGAACUGGCUCCAGCUUGCUUUGCUCCCGCCCUUCCCAAGAAACCUUCCUCUUACAGGAACAAAAGCGAAGAAUUCACACAGAGCUCUGGGAUUUCCAGCACUGUGGUUUUUUUAAUAUUCAGUUGAAAUACCCAGCAUUUUCUCAGGGAGUGCUACCUGGAGAUUCCCAAAGAGAGAGGAGACAGGAAAAAGGGGAAUUAAAAAAAGGUGGUGAAAAGCUAAUGAGGGCAAAACCCUUAGCCAAGAGGUAGUGCCUGAAGUACGAGAGUCUCCACCUAACGUGGUCUUUGCUCCUUAACUAAUUACCUUUAAGUUCAAUGGAACUAUCAUAGUAGAGGCUUUUUUCUGUAAGGGUAGUAGCGUUUGAAACACAAACCUGCUGUUUGAGAGUGGCAAGAGCUACAGCUAAAAACUUGAAUGAUGUGGGGGAAAUGUACUCAUUUUUCAUCGUUUCUGUCCCGGCAGGAACGGCUGGUGGGAUCAGGCAGACACGGAUCCCCCUGGCAGGUUCCACAGCAGAAGCAGUGACUGGGAAUCCCACCUGCUGGUGGGCAGCCAGGGCUUUUCCAGUCUGGAAUCUCGUUAUUUAGUUUGUAAACUCUCCACUAAUGGGAAAAGGGAAAACAAUAAGCAGAUGGAAAAGCGGCUUCUACCUCCUGUGUGGGUAUAAAAUAUUUUUCCCAGGUUAAUUGGUCUGGGUUGAUGUCUGUGACGAAGGUGACGGCCUUGGCAGAGAGCAACAGGGGAGAGAAAGGGCAGGAGGUGAGAUCUAUGCAAUUGUCCUGUGUUGUGGACUCUCCUUUGUGAUAAUUAGUGAGAAUUUGGUGUGUCUGGUUAUGUUUGCCCCAUUCACAGGCCGUUUGGAACUGUGGGUGCCCGCUUACCAAGUGCUGGGUUGCUGUCGAGGGGGACAGGGCUCCUACUUUGGAUUUUUUGGGGGGGAAUUAUGGCUGAAGCUGCCAGCGGGUGUGCUGGGUGAGGGACAUAUUGACCCGAUGGGGCUGGAAGUGGCCGUUUUCACCUCACACAAAGGACAGCCUGGCUUGGCCUCCCUUCUGCAGGAAUCCUGGGGACGGGGAUCUGAGGGGGGCUUGCUGGUACCAGGUACCGGGUACCGGGGUGGAGGGGCAUUUGGUAGUCCUCUGCCCCCGGGGUACCGGGAUAGAGAGGGGCUUGGUAGUCCCAUGUCCUGGGUACUGGCAUAGAGGGGGGUUUGCCAGUCCCCCAACCCCAAGUCCUGGAAUGUAGAGGGAUUUGCUGCUCCCCUGGCCCUGGGUACCAAGGAUGGAGGGGGUUUUGCCAGUCCCCUGGCACCAGAUACUGGGAUGGAGGGGGGGGUUUGCUGCUUCUUUAGCCCCGGGUACCGGGAUGGAUUGGGGUUUGAUGGUCUCUUGGCCCUGGAUACUGGGAUGGAGGGGGGGUUGCCGGUCCUCUGGUACUGGGAUGGAGGAGGAUUUGCCGGUCCCAUAGCCCCGGGAUGGAGGGGUGUUUGCCUGUCCCCUGGCUCCGGGAUGGAGAGGAGGGUUUGCCGGUCCCCCAGCCCUGCGUACCGGGAUGAGGGCGGUUUGCUGGUCCCCUGGCCCCGGAUACCGGGAUGGAGGGGGGUUUGGCGGUCUUCUGGCCCCCAGUGCCUCAACACGUGUGGCGGAUAAACUUGGAUACUCCAGAGGAAGCCCAUCAGAACCUCUCCUUUGGUGCCGCGGAUCGCUGGUGGGAGCAGACGGAUCUGACCAAGCUGAUCCUCGCCUCAAACAAACUGCAGUGUCUUUCCGAGGAUGUCAAACUUCUGCCUGCUCUCACCGUUCUGGAUGUGCAUGACAAUCAACUGACGUCGCUUCCCUCGGCUUUAGGACAAUUAGAAAAUCUUCAGAAACUUGAUGUCAGCCACAACAAGCUGAAAAGUAUCCCAGAGGAGGUGAUGCAGUUGUCAAACUUGAGAAGCCUUCUCCUUCAGCACAACGAGCUGAGUUGCUUGCCGGAUGGAUUUGGGCAGCUUGUCCAUUUAGAAGAACUAGAUGUGUCCAACAACCAUCUCACAGACAUUCCGACAAGUUUUGCUUUGCUCGUUAACUUGGUGCGGCUCAAUUUGGCUUGUAAUCAGCUCAAGGACCUGCCUGCAGAUAUCAGCGCCAUGAGAAGCUUAAGACAGCUGGACUGUACUAAAAACUACCUGGAAACUGUACCUUCUAAACUAGCGACUAUGGCGUCUCUGGAACAACUUUAUCUGAGAAAAAAUAAAUUACGUUCCUUACCAGAAUUUCCCUCCUGCAAAUUACUGAAGGAAUUACAUGCUGGUGAAAAUCAGAUUGAAAUAUUAAAUGCAGAGAAUCUGAAGCAUCUGAAUUCCCUCUCUGUGUUGGAACUUAGAGACAACAAGAUAAAAUCAGUUCCUGAUGAAAUCACUCUGCUUCAGAAGCUGGAGCGACUUGACCUCGCCAACAAUGAUAUCAGUAGGUUGCCUUACACACUGGGGAACCUUCCUCACCUGAAAUUCCUGGCCUUGGAGGGGAAUCCUUUGAGAACCAUUCGAAGGGACCUUCUGCAAAAAGGCACCCAGGAACUGCUGAAAUAUCUAAGAAGCAAAAUCCAAGAUGAUGUAACUAACCCAAAUGGAGAGCCUCCUGUGACAGCCAUGACUCUUCCAAGUGAGUCAAGGAUUAACAUGCAUGCCAUAACUACACUAAAAUUACUGGAAUAUAGUGAGAAGCAGGCAGCCGUGGUUCCCGAGGAGAUGUUCGACGCCGUCAGAAGCCACCCUGUCACCACUGUCAACUUCAGCAAAAACCAGCUCAGUCAGAUCCCUCCAAGGAUUGCGGAGCUGAAGGACUCGCUUUGUGACGUCAACCUUGGCUUCAAUAAAAUCUCCUCUGUUUCCCUGGAGCUCUGCCUGCUCCGUAAGCUGACACAUUUGGAUCUCAGAAAUAAUUUUUUGACAUCCUUGCCUGAGGAGAUGGAGGCACUGACGGGACUGCAAGUGAUAAAUCUUUCUUUUAACAGAUUUAAAGCAUUUCCUGGUGUCCUCUAUCGCAUCCUGGCGCUGGAGACCAUCCUGCUCAGUAACAACCAGGUGGGCUCCAUAGACCCCCUGCAGCUGAAGCGCAUGGACAGGCUGGGGACACUGGACCUGCAGAACAACGACCUCCUCCAGGUGCCUCCUGAACUUGGGAACUGCGAGUCGCUGAGGACCCUGCUGCUGGAGGGGAACCCCUUCCGCACCCCGCGGGCGGCCGUCCUGGCCCGAGGCACCGCCGCCGUGCUGGAGUAUCUGCGGAGCCGCAUCCCCACCUGAUCCAAACGCCUCCAGGUUUGGCUGCCUUCCUCCUCCUCCUCCUCCUCUUCCUCUUUCUUCCUCCCUCCUCAGCCCCCUGUUACCUGCCACAGUACCUUUGUGCCACUGUUUGGAGUUUGCACCUGAAGAACGAACUCUCCCAUCAGACAUUUUCCCCUCGAGGCCGCACGUUUCAAAAGUGCAUUUUUUUUAUAAAAUCCCACAAUGUAUGUUUACACUUCUUGUACCAACGACCACCAGCCCCUGCGCCUUCAGAGGGAGCCACAACCCCUUUUUAAAAAAGAAUUGUCAACAUCAAAGUAUUUGAGCCAAAGGCAGAAGUAGCAGAGUGUUGUGUGGCUGUUUUAUGCUCUCCUGGAGGGUGUUGAGCCUUGUCACCCCUCGGUGUGUGACAGUGGCUGGAGCCCCUGAGCCAGGGGCUGGUGACAGGGGGUGGGGAGGGGACGUGGGGAAACCCUGUGCAUGGAGAAGGGGGUCAGUGUUGGAAUCUGCACUGAGACAAUAAAUGUUUGCUGUCAGA